Molecule: messenger RNA, 3518 nt
Organism: Crotalus tigris (Tiger rattlesnake)
Lineage: Eukaryota; Metazoa; Chordata; Lepidosauria; Squamata; Viperidae
Product: adhesion G protein-coupled receptor E3-like
Exons: 17
Coding region: 69-1982 (637 amino acids)
Biological process (GO): adenylate cyclase-activating G protein-coupled receptor signaling pathway; cell surface receptor signaling pathway
Cellular component (GO): membrane
Molecular function (GO): G protein-coupled receptor activity
Source: RefSeq, a predicted model, not a curated record
UUAUGCUUUACCUCUGAAGAGACAAGGUUAAAAUCAUUCAUUAAUUCACUCUCUCACACAGGAAGGUAAUGAAGAAUCUUCUCACUUGCAUCAUUCUAGGUCUUGGAUUGGCAAUUUCUUGUGCAGAUGGAAAAGGAACAUUUGGUGAAUCAAUACGGAACUUUUUUAUGUGUAAGGUCUUUACGGUGUUUGGCAGCAAAUGUGAACGAUAUCCCCGGCCAGGAUCAAAUAAUAUUAUUUCUGAGAAAAGUCCCUUUGACUCCCAACUAGAAAAAGUGCAAAAAACUCUCAAUUCAAAUAAUUGUUCAAAUGAACAAAAAACAGAAAAGAAUUUAUACUGCUCAGUGAUGGGUCCUGCCUUGAUCUUCUUGAAUCCUGUUGGUGCUAGUGACAUGCUUACUGAAUCCACCCUGAAAGACUCAGUGGAUUCCUUUGAAAAGCUUUUUGAUAAUCAGUCUUAUUGGGAUAAUAACGUAAAGAAGGAUUUUGUCACAAUUUUGCCCAAGAUUAUGGACUACAUAAGCUUAAGUGCACUAUUUACAGCUCUUGCAAAUCCAGGAAAUACCUCUCGAACAGUGGUUCGAAACUUCACUGUGAUCCAAACAAAUCUUAUCAGUCCGGGAUCCUUUGAAAAGAAUGAAACACUGGAGUUAAAAGCUCAAGGAGAUCAAAUGGUCAUCCAUCCAAGAGCAGCGACUGCCACGACCACAGAUACUGUUGCUGUGGCUUUUAUAUCGGCUGGUGGGCUGGAAUCACUUUUAAAAGAGACUCUAGUGCAGAAUGGAACAUUCCCGGACAAUGAAAUGCUGACAAAUGUUCAUAUGAACUCCAGGCUGGUAAGCGUUUCUGUCGGGAACAAGAUACAGGAUAUUUCUACCCCGGUCAAUCUCACUUUUCAGCAUCUCAAGAAUAAAGUUGCCCAGGAAAAGGUUCUCUGUGUCCAUUUGAACUUCGGUGCCUUGUCCGAACAUGGCUGCCAGCAGCUCUUUUCUAACAUCACCCACACAGAGUGCAGCUGUCAACAUCUGUCCAGUUUUGCUGUACUGAUGGCCACAACUCAUAAACACGGAGAUCUGAUCCUCACCAUUAUUAGCUACCUUGGGUUGUCCAUCUCAGUCAUCUGCCUCUUCCUGUGUAUUGUCACAUUCCUCUUCUGCCGCUCCAGCCACAACAACAGCACCUUUAUCCACCUACAAUUGAGCUUCUGUCUGUUUUUUGCAGACCUCCUCUUCAUAAUUGGAAUAGAUAAAACAGGCAACAAGAUCCUGUGUUCAAUCAUAGCUGGAAUGCUGAAGUAUCUUUUUUUGGCCUGCUUUGUCUGGAUGUUCUUGGAAGGUGUCAAUCUCUACCUCACUGUCAGAAACUUGAAAGUUGCAAAUUACAGCGGGACCAGCAAGUAUAUGAAGAUAUGCAUGUACCUCAUUGGUUAUGGGUUUCCUGUCCUGAUCGUAGCUAUUUCUGCAACAAUUAACCCUGGAGCCUUUGGGACACUUUAUCGCUGCUGGCUUAACCCAGAUUUUAUCUGGAGCUUUAUCGGACCUGUCUGUGCAAUAAUUGUGGUCAAUUUAGUGUUUUUUUGUCUUAUUCUGAGGAAUCUUCAUAAAAAAUUGGCUUCUCUCAAUUCAGAGAUAUCUUCAAUCAAAAAUACCAGGUCACUGUUAUUUAAGGCCAUAGCCCAUGUGUUCAUCCUUGGUGUGACCUGGUGUUUGGGCCUCUUUCAAUAUGGCCCUGUGGAAGACAUUAUGGCAUAUCUGUUCACCAUCACCAACAGUGUGCAAGGAAUCUUCAUUUUCUUGGUGUACUGCUUACUCAACCAAAAGGUGAGAGAAGCAUACUGGCAUUGGAUCUGCUGCAUCAAUGACAGUGCACCUGAUGUCUCUGAGAUUAUUGUGACCUCUUUUCCCAUCAUCAAUCCUUCAGCAAAUGUACGACGUACUCCUUCAGUGGUUAGCCAGAAAAUAGAAUGGGGAAACCCGACAUAGCUCACUGUCUCUUUUUUGGACUCUUCCGUUCAGUUUGAACAAAACUGAAGAAAAAUUGAAUAUAUUAAACCCUUGUUGGUUCUCAGCCCUUUAAUGUAACUUGAAAUCCAGACCCAUGUUGGAAAGAUUACUUUCAACUCAUAUCCUAUUUUCAUUGCCAUUUUUGCUCUGUUCUCUCUGUAGUAUUUAGUGUAUAUAGUAUAUGCUAUACAUAGUAUAUAUAGUAUAGUAUUCAGCUGUUUCACAUUCAGAGUAUUUCAAUUUUGCAAAAGACAUAUUUAAAAUGUUUAUUCAACCCUAAUACAGCACGUUUCCCUAAUACAGCACAUUUCUGUACGUUGCUCUUUUAGAGACUGUCAUGUUUACUAAGGCUGAACAUGGGUUGAAGGAACACAAAGGAUGUGCCAACAUAACAAGUAUCUUGACAGCAACAUUCCUCUGUAUAAUGAGUGUGUACUUUUAAACCAAUCAAUAGAUUCUUUUUUGUGCUGCCAAAAAAGUAUUUAUUGCAGUCCUAAAUCCUUAUCUGUGGUAAAACAAACACAUUGAGAACUACAGACAUUGCUGCUUAGAGAAGGAAAACCCAACUGAAAUAGUCCAGAGAGACAAAAUGCCAGUUUGGAAAUGAUCCAGGACUGGUCAGUUUUCACAUCAAAAUUCAGCUAGGUUAUCCAAGAAAGCCAAAGCACCAUACAGUUAGGCUAGAAGGAGGUGGGCUAUGUCUAUGGAUGGGCAUGUGUAAUGUUGAUUGCUACAAAGAGCCAGUCAAGCCACACUUUCCUUUAUACCAGUGGUUCUCAACCUUUCUAAUGCCGUGACCCCAUAAUACAGUUCCCCAUGUUGUGGUGACCCCCAAGUGGGUGUGGUCACCAAUAAGGGAGUAGGACAGCUAGGGAAAAGGAAAAAAAUGGCGGACAGCGUGGUUUGGCGACCCCAUGAAAUGGUCAUUCAACCCCAAAUGGGGUCCCGAUCCACAGGUUGAGAACCACUGCUUUAUACAGACCAUAUUUCUACAGGAUAAACCAAUUAGAAUGGAUUAUUUUGAGACAUACUUCUUACUUUCAAGUGGAUGACUCAGCUUCCUUGUUCUUCUCUUCUCAACUUGUGGUGUCUUCCUGGGUUUGGGAUUUACCUAACUUAGCUUCUGUAUCAGCUGACUCAGCCUGCAUUGAGCCUAUACCUCCUCUCUUCAGCCAAUUCCUGUGGUUGAGGCUGAGGUUCAGAUUGGUCAGCCUCUUCUACUUCUGAACCAGAAGACUCAGAGUGAUCCUUAACAGAUUUACAGAUUUAAAAAUUAGAAGAUUCUACAACCAAGCUGGUACAAAAAUAGUACAAUUAAUUAGUAAGAAACAACUGGAUCCUUUCAAUCCUAUCAAUCCAGAUGGAUUUGAAUAUUUAGGAAUAGUUUAUAAAAGGUUGGUGUUAAUUUUAAACUGCAGUCAACAUCUUUCUCUGUAUAAUUAAAAAUGGAAUUUGUGUCAUAGCAACUACUUUCAUUAUUAUUGCUUGUAGGAAUAAAUCCUUGCUAAAAUGUUA